AUGCAUCGCAUGAGGAGGGCUCCUAUUAACAGGUUCCUCUCCCGUGCUCAGAUGCUCAAGCUUGAGGCAGAGGUUCACGAAUUCACCCAGCGCAUGUGUGACAAAAUGCUCCGUACUUGGGGACCGUUUGAUGUUAAGGAAGUCUAUAACUGUUACACGGCUGACUUCAUUUCCCAAUAUACAUUCGGAGACGACAUGAAGGCACUUAUGAAUGAGCUGAAUAUUACGAUUCCUGGGCAAAUCCAGCGAGCCUUGGAUAAGAAGGAAUCGGGAAGGAUGUUUACUGACCUUAUCGAGUCCGAUCAGCUACCAGAGGCCGAGAAAACCAUAUUCCGUCUCUCCGGAGAAGGAUCCACGAUUCUUGCUGCAGGAGAGAGCCCGCUUAAUCUCAAAUGGACCGACCUUGAGCAGCGCCCCGACUUAUGGGCCGUGAUAUACGAAGCACUGCGCUUCACGCCUGGUAUCUCGCAUAGGCCGGCUAGAAUCGCCCGAGAGGAGGAUCUGUUCUACAAGAGCGAAAAUGGCAAAGCCCAGUGGGUCCAAAGCGAGUUCCGGGCAGAGAGGUGGCUUCUUGCGAAUGGGCAGCAGAACUAUGCAUUUGAGAAGCAUUUGAUGUCCUUCGGCAAAGGCAGUCGGUCAUGCUUGGGUACCAACCUGGCGUAUUGCGAGCUGUUUCUAUUGACAGCUGCAAUGGCGCUGCGAGUGCUUCCCAGAGCCAAGCUGCUGUCCUCUAUCGAAGAUGUCCGAUACGACCAUGAUCUUGUUGUUCCGAAUGCGAAAUACGGCUUGAUCCGCGCGUAUAUCCAGAUCACCUAG
Molecule: messenger RNA, 816 nt
Organism: Neoarthrinium moseri
Lineage: Eukaryota; Fungi; Ascomycota; Sordariomycetes; Amphisphaeriales; Apiosporaceae
Exons: 5
Coding region: 1-816 (271 amino acids)
Molecular function (GO): monooxygenase activity; heme binding; iron ion binding
Source: RefSeq, a predicted model, not a curated record